Messenger RNA from Aedes aegypti (yellow fever mosquito), 1779 nucleotides. RefSeq lists its product as uncharacterized. The record is from RefSeq and is a predicted model, not a curated record. The transcript has 2 exons. Bases 494 to 1531 code for a protein of 345 amino acids. Lineage: Eukaryota; Metazoa; Arthropoda; Insecta; Diptera; Culicidae. Gene Ontology annotation, cellular component: membrane. Gene Ontology annotation, biological process: membrane organization. Gene Ontology annotation, molecular function: ATPase activator activity.
UAAGAAGAAGAGCAAGCAUGACAAAGAGUUUGUAGUGUGUUAGUAUACUUUUCUGCCAGCGUGGCGCUAGUGUGAUGUCUUCGACGAAACGGAGAAGUGGGGUAUAUUGAGAUUAACAGUAUUUGCUUUGGAUACUACAUUGAACAAAGCGAAAUUUUUCAAACAAAGUUUUCACUAUGCAGAGUCCCAGGGAUACCGUGGUCUCAGGUUGAAAUAACCCAAAAUUGAGUUGAAAUCCCGUCUCCGUGUAAAAAUGGCGAUCUUGUUGCCUUUCGACCCAAAAUUACAAUCCCAUACUUUGCGAACUGAUGCACUUUUUGCAGCUCUCUGCUCACCAAGUGCAUCACUAUUUAUUUUGUGUUUGUCGCGUUUGGUUUGUCCGCAUUGAAAAUUUUGCUUUUUCCAUUUUUCAACAAUUUAAAUUUAAAUCAAUCGUAUAUUUUGUGAGAUAUUUGUGAAUCAAUCUUUCGGCUGCUUUCUGGUUGACAAAGAAAUGUCAGAAAAGCAGAUAUUUGCCGGACCUCAGAAAAGAAGGGGGGUCCAUGACUUACAGAAACAGGACAAUGCCACUCCGAGCCCCGAAGUUCCUCCCAAUUCAACUUCUUCCGACUGCGAUGGAAAAAAUACACGCCAGUUGACCGAUAAUGAAAACCGUCCUCAGAGGGCACCGAAAGAUAAUAGUCAAACAGGAUUAGUCGAAGAAUUCAAUGAAAGUGCCCAACUAACAGAUGACGAAGGGCCUGUUGAGAGGGCUAGAUGCGAAUCAAAAGAGCCGGAGGAACCCGAAGUAGAGAUCCCAGAAUUUCAGUCGAAUCUUGAGACGCAUCCGGAGCCUCAUGGUCAGCUAAAAGUAAACGCUAAUUUUCGGAAUAUCGCAGUUGCUGCCGUGGUGGUCGUAUUCAUUGGGGUGUUCCUUGGGAUGUGGUUUUUAAAGAACAAAUCAAAACCGUUCAACGAAAACAUUCUGGAACUGCAGUCCAAGUACCCGAACACGGAUGACAUGUUGUGGUCCACCCUAAUCGUAGGCGUUAAUCGGUCCGUUUAUCGGAACCCCGGAGAACCGGCCACUUUCAUCUUCCUGUACAAUUCCUCAAACGUGGUUCAAUCGCUUCUAGACGACGUCACCCGGAUCACAACCGACUGUUUCAGAACCGGUGACGCUAUCUGGCAAACCAGUGACGACUUCCAAUCGGCCGAGAUUACCCAAGACUACGGAAUCGUGCUCGAACGGUACCGGAAGGAACUCAGAUCGAAAGGAGUGCUGGUGGUGCGAGAUCUGGAUCGGGUGCCUCCGACUGCGGCCAAUAUAUUCUUCACCAUCUGCGACUCGUACGAACCGCUGGUGCACAAAGCGGUCAUAUUCUUCACCAUCGAUAUCUCCCGACAGCCCAAACAUGUGGUAAAUCCGGAGCGCAGUGCCACCUCGAUAGCCGAGGGGAUUCUGAAGGAUUCGUGGCGCGAGGAGCUGAAGCCGAAUACGCUGGAUCCGUUGGUGGUUCGCCUGACGGAGAACGUUUUCAGAAUCGACUGAUAGCUGCAUGACUUAUUCUAGAUAGUAAGCAAAUUUGUUGCAAGUGAUAAUAUAUUAUAUUCUGUAAUUUAUGCCAUCAUUAUAUGCAUAUUUUGAUUGUGAAUGGCAGAUGUGGGAGCGACUGAAUACUUUAGAGACCUUAGGCCAGAAAAAAAAAGAUACCGAAUAGCAACUAGGAGAUAAGAAUUUCACAGAGAAUCCCAUCAGACAUUUUUCUAAGUAUGUUUAUAAACAGGGAACGUAUCAUA